Colletotrichum lupini is the source of this 1023-nucleotide messenger RNA. RefSeq names its product succinate-semialdehyde dehydrogenase. The record is from RefSeq and is a predicted model, not a curated record. Gene Ontology annotation, molecular function: succinate-semialdehyde dehydrogenase (NAD+) activity. The transcript is spliced from 4 exons. Bases 1 to 1023 code for a protein of 340 amino acids. Lineage: Eukaryota; Fungi; Ascomycota; Sordariomycetes; Glomerellales; Glomerellaceae.
AUGACAGGCGUCUUCGCAAAGCUCCAGGACAAGAGCCUGCUGGUUUCUUCCGGUCUCGUCGCCGGCGAGUGGAAGAAUGGUCAGGACGGCAAGACUUUCCCAGUCUACGAACCGUCAAGCGCGACGGUCGUUUACGCCGCUUCUUUCAUCUCUUGGUUCGCUGAGGAAGCGACACGGUCAUACGGCGAUACUAUCCCCUCAUCCUACGCCAACACCACCGUCUUGACCUUCAAGGAGCCCGUAGGUGUCUGCGGAAUCAUCACCCCUUGGAACUUCCCAGCAGCCAUGAUCACCCGCAAGAUUGCCCCAGCCUUUGCGGCGGGAUGCUCAGUCAUCAUCAAGCCACCAAGCGAAACCCCUUUCAGUGCACUGGCUCUGGCCAAGUUGGCGCUCGCUGCUGGAAUUCCGUCAGAUAUCAUCCACGUGGUGCCUACCAAAGAUAGAGAGGCGUCGAUGGAGCUUGCCAACAACCCCAUUGUGAAGAAGCUUAGUUUCACUGGGUCAACUGGGGUCGGCAAGAUGCUCACUAAGGCUGCGGCGGGUACGAUGAAGCGCGUGAGCAUGGAGUUGGGCGGAAAUGCCCCGUUCAUCGUCUUUGAUGAUGCGGAUAUCGAUCAAGCUGUCGAGGGUGCCUUGAUUUGCAAGUUCAGAUGCUCCGGACAGACAUGCGUGUGCGCAAACAGAUUGCUCGUCCAUGAGGCGGUCAAGGACCAAUUCAUCGAGAAGCUCGUAGCCCGCGUAAAGCAGUACAAGCUCGGUCGAGGAAUCGACGAGGGCGUCACACAGGGCCCUCUCGUUAACGCCGCCGCCGUCCAAAAGGUCGACGCCCACGUACAAGACGCGCUGAAGAAGGGUGCCGUCCUUCACACGGGCGGUAAAGCACCAGAGGGGCUCAAGGGCGCGGCGGAGGCACCGUUUGGUGGUGUGAAGGAGAGUGGACUUGGCCGGGAGGGCAGCAAGUAUGGACUGGCAGAGUACCAGAACAUCAAGUCUGUUACGAUUGGCAACCUUGGCUUCAACUGA